This is a messenger RNA of Podarcis muralis (Common wall lizard), 2213 nucleotides long. Lineage: Eukaryota; Metazoa; Chordata; Lepidosauria; Squamata; Lacertidae. The record is from RefSeq and is a predicted model, not a curated record.
CUUCUGUUUUCCCCACAGUUUGUGGCCCAUCCAAACUGUCAGCAACAGCUGUUGACCAUCUGGUAUGAAAACCUCUCAGGACUACGGGAACAGGCCAUUGCGAUCAAGUGUCUAGUUGUGCUGGUGGUAGCACUGGCUCCAUUUCUUGCCGUUGGGUACUGGAUUGCACCAUGUAGCAGGCUUGGAAAAGUUCUCAGAAGUCCAUUUAUGAAGUUUGUGGCACAUGCAGCCUCCUUCAUUAUUUUCUUGGGUCUGCUGGUGUUCAACGCUUCAGACAGAUUUGAAGGGGUCACAGUAUUACCCAACGUGACAGUUACUGAUUACCCUAAACAGAUUUUUAGGGUUAAGACCACUCAGUUCAGUUGGACAGAGAUGCUGAUCAUGGUAUGGGUGCUUGGCAUGAUGUGGUCCGAGUGCAAGGAGCUCUGGACAGAAGGACCCCGGGAAUAUAUUUUGCAGCUGUGGAACGUUCUGGAUUUUGGGAUGUUGUCUAUUUUCAUUGCCGCUUUCACAGCAAGGCUGCUGGCCUUUCUGCAGGCGACAAAAGCACAGCAGUAUGUGGACAACUUCAUUCAAGAGCCUGACCUCUCUGAAGUCACACUUCCACCAAACAUAGAAUAUUUCACUUACGCUCGAGAUAAAUGGCUUCCAUCUGAUCCGCAGAUCAUAUCAGAAGGUCUUUAUGCAAUAGCUGUUGUGCUUAGCUUCUCUCGGAUAGCUUAUAUCCUGCCUGCGAAUGAGAGUUUUGGCCCAUUGCAGAUUUCCCUUGGAAGGACCGUAAAAGACAUUUUCAAGUUUAUGGUCCUUUUUAUUAUGGUAUUCCUUGCCUUUAUGAUUGGGAUGUUCAUAUUGUACUCCUAUUACCUUGGAGCCAAAGUAAACGCAGCAUUUACGACAGUUGAAGAAAGCUUUAAGACCUUAUUUUGGUCAAUUUUUGGCUUAUCGGAGGUCACGUCAGUUGUCCUCAAAUAUGACCACAAAUUCAUUGAGAAUAUUGGCUACGUGUUGUAUGGAAUAUACAACGUAACAAUGGUUGUGGUUUUACUCAACAUGCUGAUUGCCAUGAUCAACAGCUCCUAUCAAGAAAUUGAGGAUGACAGUGAUGUGGAGUGGAAAUUUGCUCGCUCUAAGCUCUGGUUAUCAUACUUUGAUGAUGGGAAAACCCUGCCGCCUCCAUUCAGUCUUGUCCCAAGCCCCAAGUCUUUUGUUUAUUUCUUUAUAAGGAUCAUUAAGUUAUUUAAGUGCAGGCGGAAAAGACUACAGAAGGAUAUGGAACUGGGAAUAGGCAACUCAAAAUCCAGGGUAAGUGCAAACAGACUCACUCUGUUUCAUGGAACAUUAUUUUUUAAGCUUUUGCUAUUUCUUGAACUCUAAGUAAUGGUUUGCACUGAUGAAGUAUGCAUUGCUGAUCACAUUGUAGGGUCUUUUCCAUGGCACUCCAGAUGUUGUUGGACUACAGCUCCCAUCAUGCUUGAUAAUUAGCCAUGCUGACUGGGGCUGAUGGGCAUUGGAGUAUAGUAACAUCCAGAGGGCCAUAGGUUCCCAUCUCUGGUCUUCUACAUAGUAGGGAAAGAACCAAAAUAUGGAGUAAUGAAAAUAACCAAAGUAUGUCUGCAUCCAAUCUCACAUAGAGACAUAAAUGCCCCAUGUGAGGGAGAUGGCUGGUGAGAGCUGAAUUGUAAGCUAUAUCAUGGAAAACUGAUUGUACCCCACAAGAAAACAGAUGUAUAUGGGGCAUUGCAAACAAAUAAGGCCUUUUCCCUUUCCAGCAAGCCCCUUUUGUCAUGCAAUCCCUGUGGCAUUAUUGGGUGAGUUAGCAGAAUCAGACCUUGUUAUUGCGAGUGUGUUAUGGGGGGGGGGGCUAUUGGAAGCAUCCUCUCUCAUUCAGUUCCAUCAUACCUUUUCUUUCCAGGGUUAAUUUCUGGCAAAACCAGAUUCCCAGUCUCUGGAAUAGUUUAUAGGGAUGCAUGUGUAUCAGAGUUGGCCCGCCUUGGGCAGUGAAAUUCUGCCAGGUGGCACCCCUUCUAGUGCACUGUCCCUGCUGCCACAUGACCCUGGUAUGCGAGGCUUUGGCAGAGGGGCAGUGGCAGAAACUUCGGUUUCAGUUUUGUCAGUAUUCCUUGCACUGUUGUUUAUUUUAAUACGAUGCUAAUCUUAAAUUAUGUAGGUGGCGCUGUGGGUUAAACCACAGAGCCUAGGACUUGCCAAUCAGA